GAGAGAGAGACAGAGAGAGAGACAGAGAGAGAGAAACAGGUGAAAGAAAAGAAGAGAGACAGAGCAAAGGGAUCACACAGCCCACAAACAUUCGUGCACACACGCACCCUGACUGCAAGAGACAGAAGGCAAGACCACACUUCAGACAGCAGAGCUCCAUCCUGGAAGAUGCUGAAGCCUUCUUGGAGCUGUCUCGGGGCCCUGCUCGUGGCCCUGCUGUUUCAGACCUCAGAGUCGGUUUAUAAUCCGUGCCCGGACGUCAGACAGUGUAAAGAUAAAGCAACACCAGAGAGUUACACUGCAUGCCUCAAAUCCUGUGAUCUGGACCAUGCACUCUAUGGAUCAAAUGAGCUGAAACGUAGCACAAAGCAAAGAGAUAUCCAUGAUGAUACCAUCAGUAGUGAUGAAGGGAAUGUGGACCAAAAGAUACGGGAGCUAAUGCAGGGGGACCUCCUGGACCUGGUCUCUCCAGGAGUUUGGGAAGAGGACAAAGAGGUGCAAGGAGAGGAUCAGCCACUGAUCCGAAAAGCCAGGCGAUUGGAUGCCAAAAGGUCCUACUCCAUGCAGCACUUCCGCUGGGGGAAGCCAGUGGGUAAAAAGCGGCGCCCUGUGAAGGUCUUUCCCAAUGGGGUAGAAGAAGAAUCUGCAGAGUCUUACCCUGUAGACUUCAGAAGGGACCUCUCCAUGAAGAUUGACUUAGCUGAUGCUCCUGAGCUAGAUGAUAAUGACACGGGGCAUACCCCAGGACCAAGUGGAGAAGGGGGCUAUAGGAUGGAGCAUUUCCGGUGGGGUACCCCGCCCAAGAUUAAGAAGAAGAAUAAGAAUAAGAGUAAGGAUAAGGAUAAGAAUAAGCGAUAUGGCGGCUUCAUGGCUUCUGAGAAGAGUCAUACCCCUCUUAUGACACUGUUCAGAAACGCCAUUGUUAAGAAUGCCCACGAGAAGGGGCAGUAAUGGAGGAGCUGGGGGAGGGACAACCCUAGGUUUUCUAUGAGUCCCUUCUGCUUCCUCUCCUUUCCUCCUACAUUCCUAUCUCCCAUUUCCCAGGCUUGGGGUGCUACAUAGUCAAACCCUCAGCAGCCAUGCCUUCACCUGCUAAAGCUGUCUGUCUUUAGGAAAUAA
Phascolarctos cinereus (koala) is the source of this 1119-nucleotide messenger RNA. It is a transcript of the gene POMC, whose product is annotated as proopiomelanocortin. Gene Ontology annotation, biological process: regulation of corticosterone secretion. Gene Ontology annotation, molecular function: hormone activity; G protein-coupled receptor binding. Gene Ontology annotation, cellular component: secretory granule; extracellular region. The record is from RefSeq and is a predicted model, not a curated record. Lineage: Eukaryota; Metazoa; Chordata; Mammalia; Diprotodontia; Phascolarctidae.